CCGGUUGACGCGUGGCAGCUCAGGCCAGGGCCAGGCAGUUUCUCAGUUUUCGCAAUGGCGUCUCGUUGGAGAAACUUACUAUUUCUCUAUUUUAUGUUAAAUAUUUGGUCGAUUCGAGGAGAAAACACCAACGACGAUGUCACUAAGACAGCUAGAACUGAUAAAACAGAUACCUCCAAGGAAGUGGAUGGCGAUAGUGAGACGCCAAAAUCUAAUGGCCCCACUGAACACGCUAAGGGAUCAAUUUGCGGAUAUUGCAAAUACUGUCAAUUUUGCAGCUAUUGCGACAAAGAUUGUCCAUGUACGAAAAGCAGAUCCAAACCAAAUUGUCAUCUGUGCAAGUACUGCAAAUACUGCUAUCUAUGUUCUGCUCUUUGCAAAACUAUUUGUCAGCCAGGUGGUAUUAUAGACACAGUAUCAUCAAAGAUUUGGGAAUCUCUGCCUACUUUUGACACCAAAAUGAAAGAGUCAGUUGAUAAAGACAUUGACUCUGCCAAAGAAUGGAUCAAAGAAUACUUGUAGUUCAGUAGAUAUUUUAUCUGACUAUUUUUUAUUGAGAUUGUUAAUGCUUUAACAUAAAAAAAUCUUGGAAUGCUAUAUAAUGAACAAGCAUGAAGAGCAUUAAAUUCUAGUGUUUUGUAAGUAAUUUCAUGCCAAGAAUGUGAAUGGUUAAAUGUUGGGACUUGGGAAUAACAAACAUUGAACAAACUGAACAUUUCAUUCAAUGCAUAAAAACUAAUGCUUACAUAAGAAAACAAUGCAUGUAUGCAUCCCUUGGUUUCUGAUUCUACUUAAAUUAGUUUUGCCUGAGGUUCCUUAAUGAGCAAUACUAAAGGUAGUAUGUUCAACUUUUUCAAUAAAUCUCUCCUUGGAAAA
This is a messenger RNA of Xenia sp. Carnegie-2017, 876 nucleotides long. Its product is annotated as sarcoplasmic reticulum histidine-rich calcium-binding protein-like. The transcript has 5 exons. Gene Ontology annotation, molecular function: calcium ion binding. The record is from RefSeq and is a predicted model, not a curated record. Lineage: Eukaryota; Metazoa; Cnidaria; Anthozoa; Malacalcyonacea; Xeniidae. Bases 55 to 522 code for a protein of 155 amino acids.